This is a messenger RNA of Eutrema salsugineum, 477 nucleotides long. RefSeq lists its product as uncharacterized. The record is from RefSeq and is a predicted model, not a curated record. The transcript is spliced from 2 exons. Lineage: Eukaryota; Viridiplantae; Streptophyta; Magnoliopsida; Brassicales; Brassicaceae. The coding region runs from base 1 to 477 and encodes 158 amino acids.
AUGAAGGUUUCGAUGAUACUUGGAAGCUUGGCUGUUUGCAAGUCUUCUUUAGAUACAGCAAAGAGACCAAACAGGAAAUCUGAACCUACUUUGGGAGAGCUAGACACCUCCCAAGGGAAGAGGCUCCUCCAGCUGCAUGAACUUGAAGAGAUCAGACUUGAUGCUUUAGAGAGCUCAAGAAUCUACAAAGAAAGAACCAAGACCUUACAUGAUCAGAAAAUCCUAAAGAGAAAGUUCAAAGAAGGUGACUUGGUCCUCUUAUUCAACUCUAGGCUCAAGUUGUUCCCUGGUAAGCUGAGAUCCAGAUGGUCAGGACAAUUCAGAGUUCUUGAGGUUAGAAGCUAUGGAGCAUUGGUCUUGGAAGGUAAGGAUGGCAAGGGUUUUGUGGUGAAUGGACUAAGAAUCAAGCAUUACCUGGUUUCAGAGAAGAGAGAGGAGGCUUCAACAGUUUCUCUUGAUGACCCACCAACCUGUUAA